Molecule: messenger RNA, 2256 nt
Organism: Mastomys coucha (southern multimammate mouse)
Lineage: Eukaryota; Metazoa; Chordata; Mammalia; Rodentia; Muridae
Gene: Pld5
Product: phospholipase D family member 5
Exons: 10
Coding region: 454-2064 (536 amino acids)
Molecular function (GO): catalytic activity
Source: RefSeq, a predicted model, not a curated record
CGCCCGCCCGCCUCGGGGCCCCGGUUCCAGUUGGUGCGGAGCAGCCGCGAGCGGAGCUCCCGCCCGGGACCGCAGCGGCAGGCGACGUCGCGGCCACCUCCGCUGCACCCUGACUUCUGCCACUCGGGAGCAGGCAUCCACUCCUUCCCGGUCUCCCUUUGUCCAGUCCCCCCAUCCGCUCCCUCCCCCAUCCCUUCUCCUAUCCCCUACCCUGUGACACCUUCCCUCCUCUGUCCCUCUCCCCUUGUCCCCCGCUCCUGUGUUUCUAGCCAGCGCGCUGCACACCCCUUGGACGAUCAGCACCCCGUGUUCUCCGAGGGCGAUCCGCACCCUGUGCACCCCUUUCUCUCCUUCAGCUCCAUCUCACCGCCCGCCUGGCCUCUCGCUCGCCAGCGGCUCCCUGCUCCCAUCCCGAGUGGGUUGCGCGCCGGGCAGCCGCCUGGUCAUGUCAGGAUGGAGAUCCGGCAGCACGAGUGGCUCUCGGCCUCCCCCCACGAGGGCUUCGAGCAGAUGAGGUUGAAAAGCCGCCCCAAGGAACCCUCGCCCAGCCUGACCCGAGUGGGCGCGAACUUCUACAGCAGUGUCAAGCAGCAGGACUAUAGCGCCAGCGUCUGGCUCCGGAGGAAAGAUAAGCUAGAACACUCCCAGCAGAAGUGCAUCGUGAUCUUCGCUCUGGUCUGCUGCUUUGCAGUUCUGGUCGCGCUGAUCUUUUCAGCUGUGGACAUCAUGGGAGAGGAUGAGGAUGGACUCUCGGAGAAGAAUUGCCAAAAUAAAUGUCGAAUCGCUCUUGUGGAAAACAUUCCUGAAGGCCUUAACUACUCUGAAGAUGCCCCAUUUCACUUACCGCUUUUCCAAGGCUGGAUGAACUUACUCAACAUGGCCAAAAAGUCUGUUGACAUAGUGUCUUCCCAUUGGGACCUCAACCACACCCACCCAUCCGCAUGUCAGGGCCAACGUCUCUUUGAGAAAUUGCUCCAGCUGACGUCGCAAAACAUUGAAGUCAAGCUGGUGAGCGACGUGACGGCAGAUUCAAAGGUAUUAGAAGCCUUGAAGUUAAAGGGUGCUGAGGUGACCUACAUGAACAUGACCGCCUACAAUAAGGGCCGGCUGCAAUCGUCCUUCUGGAUUGUGGACAAACAGCACGUGUACAUUGGCAGUGCAGGCUUAGACUGGCGAUCACUUGGACAGAUGAAAGAACUCGGUGUCAUCUUCUACAACUGCAGCUGCCUGGUCCUAGAUUUACAAAGGAUAUUCGCUUUAUACAGCUCAUUAAAAUUCAAGAGCAGAGUCCCUCAGACCUGGUCCAAGAGACUCUAUGGAGUCUAUGACAAUGAAAAGAAGCUUCAGCUCCAAUUGAACGAAACCAAGUCGCAGGCCUUUGUGUCGAACUCUCCCAAACUCUUCUGUCCUAAAAACAGAAGCUUUGACAUCGAUGCCAUCUACAGCGUGAUCGAUGAUGCCAAACAGUACGUGUACAUCGCAGUCACCGACUACCUGCCUAUCUCCAGCACGAACACCAAAAGGACUUACUGGCCAGACUUAGAUGGGAAGAUACGAGAAGCCUUGGUUUUACGAAGCGUCAAAGUCCGGCUGCUCAUAAGUUUCUGGAAGGAGACCGAUCCCCUCACGUUUAACUUUAUCUCAUCUCUUAAAGCUAUUUGCACUGAAAUAGCCAACUGCAGUUUGAAAGUUAAAUUUUUUGAUCUGGAAAGAGAGAACGCAUGUGCAACAAAAGAACAAAAGAACCAUACCUUUCCAAAAUUAAACCGCAACAAGUACAUGGUGACAGACGGAGCUGCUUACAUCGGAAAUUUUGACUGGGUAGGGAAUGAUUUUACCCAGAAUGCUGGCACGGGCCUUGUCAUCAACCAGGCAGAUGUGAGAGACAACAGGAGCAUCAUUAAGCAACUUAAAGACGUGUUUGAGAGGGACUGGUAUUCGCCUUAUGCCAAAUCCAUACAGCCGACCAAACAGCCGAACUGUUCAAGCCUGUCUAAACUCAAGUCUCCCUCCAACCAACCUGCCAUUGCCAAUGCUACCGGGAGGGAGCCCCUGAGUGAAUAGCUCACUAACAGACACACAAGGCUUCAAACCAAACGCAGGAAGGACUAGAGGAAAGACAACGAUUUACAACAUCUUUUCUUUUAUUAAGGAGAAAUAAAAAGCACACUUAUUAUUAAAAAUGUUCUCUGAAUGACAUGUAAUAUCUAGCUAACAACAUCUUAGCACCGUAUAUUAAAUUUAAGACUUUUGUAU